AUGCGCCGAGGUUCUGCUUCGCGCAGCGCGAGGUCGGCCAAGAUCGCCGUUUGCGAUCUCCUUUCCCGCUUGGUGCCUUUGCCCGAUCAAUCCGCUCCUUCCACCUACAUCAUCACCCCAGAGAUCACAUCAACGCUUCACAAAAACCUCUUUCGUCAUCUCCUCGAAAGCGUUCCCAGCCCCGCCGUUUUCAUACCAUGCGACCCCACCACCAGCGUCUCUCAGGCGCUUGCGCUUCUCGCAUCCUAUGGCUGGAACUUGUCACGCGCUCAGAUUGAAGAGACUCGCCAAGUUGCGCUAGCGCGCAAAAAGGGAAAACAGGCGCAGCGAGCGCAAUCGCCCUGGUCCACCUCGAGCGCCUACGAUGAUGUCGAAGAUCCCGAUCUCCUUGGUCCCGAAUACUCGGAAUCCCGCAGAGGCAUGCCGUGCGGUCACCUUUUCCAAAAGGGCGAGGCCGUUUACCGAUGCCGAGAAUGCAGCCUCGAUGACACUUGUGUUCAAUGUGCUCCCUGCUUUCAAGCUUCCAUCCACGCCAAGCAUAACCACGACGUUGUCUUCAGUGUCUCAUCCUCGAACGGAGGCUGCUGUGACUGCGGAGACCCCGAGGCUUGGAAGCAGGACGUCUGCUGUCGCUACCACUCACAAUCCUUCUCCAACUCCAUCACUGCCAACGCCGACAUGGAGCUCGAAAGUGAAUCCCAACCGCCUCACCACGUCAUUUCCAGUGCCACUCAGCCUGAAGCACCCUCAGUCACAUCCGAAGAGGCCGAUGGUCUCGAUCAGAUUGACGCGGCUCUAGCCGCACUCCCCUCGCAGCUCCGUGACCCUCUGCUGGACGUAAUCUCCGAGCUGGUCAUGCUCAUCGUCACUGUCUUUGACCAUGCUCCCGAGUUUGAGGUUGUCUCUUCCCUGCAUACUCCAGACGUGGUAUCCCAGCUGCCCAGCCUCCAGGACGGUCUCGUCUCGCAGCAAUCCAGUAGCACCCCAUCCAAGCGCAAAAGCAGCACCACGGGACCGCGCGAUAGCGAUGAGGACAUGAGUGCAGUCGAGGUAGACAAUCUGGUAGGCGAUAGCAUCGACGAGGACGAACAAGACGACGAGAUCAACUCGCACCGCGCCUGGGGUUCACGCGCGCCUAGAGCUAGCCGCUCGAGCCCAGGCAGCAAAUACAUGGCCGAAGGCAGUAGCUGGCGGUCGGCCCCCCACUCCCUCGACACACAACCAGACCUCACUUCCGACAAUGUCAUGGCAGCUAGCGAGAUGCUCUCCGCCUCUGAGCCAUGGAGAAAAUUCGGCUUGGAUGGCGCAAAGGCGCAAGUCACCGGCGACUCUAACAGCACCAAUCGCCAAUAUGCGGUGCUACUGUGGAACGACGAAAAGCACAGUUUCAGCCAGGUGAUCGACAUUGUCACCGAUGCAACAGGCCGCUCUGAGCAUGACGCAAAAGGUGUCGCGGAGCGCGUUGACAAGCACGGCCGGGAAAUCAUCGAGGUUGGUUCGGACCUGCGCCGUCUUCAUCAGAUCGCGCGUGUCUUGCAUUCCAUCGAUCUCGCUGUCACUAUUCGACCCGCUUUCGACGUCUUUGCCGAGGAAGUCAUUCAAAUCGUGCUCAACUUCCUGAUGGAUUUGUCCAACUGCAAUCUCUAUCUUCCCUCAUCGCACGGUGCUACCACAUUGUCGUCGUCGAUUCCGCUCAGUUCUUGGCUAGGUCAACCUCUCAAGCCCGACGCUGCUGCGUUCAAGCACAUUGUCGCCCGCAGUUUUUUCACCCCCUUUCAUCCUCUCAAGCCGAUCGAGGCAGGCUCAAUGAGCCCGGAAUUCUUCGACCCUCGCGACCUUACUCACUACGAGGGCCUCCUACUGAUGGAUUGCAAGCUGUGGAAGUCGGCUCGCAUCGACAUCAAGGCGCUCCUCAUGUCCCUCAUCGCCCGCCGAGAGAUCAAGAAGGAGGUAGCGCUGCGCUUUGCCAAGAUCUAUCCCAAACUCGUCGAGACCUUCAUGAUCAAGGAUCGCGAGCAAGAAUAUUCCAUUUGCUUCUUAACCGUCCAGCUCUUCAGCGUGCCCUCGAUCGCAACCAUGCUGGUCGACAAGGUGGGCUUCUUGUCCAAGCUCCUCCUGCUUCUUCAGUCCAUCUUUGCCGGCUCGCUCGUCAACGAAAAGAUGGACCUCAUCCUCCCACCACCGACGCGUAUUCAAAGCCAGGCCAACGUUCACCUCAUCUUUUUGCGUCAAUCGCGCAGCUACCACAUCUUUUACGACAUCCGCUACCUGCUUGCGUCCGAAGGCGUACAGAAGCUCAUCGCAAAGGCAGAGCGUGAGCAUCUCGACUAUUUCCUCGCCUGCCUGUCUCUUUUCCAGGCGAUCCAUCCGUCCAAGCGAGCUGUUUCAGCUCACGUCGAAUUCGAGAGCGAAAUGUGGAUCCCCGUCUUUCACAUCAGCUCGCAUCUCGGUAAGGCCGCCAAGAUGUUUGGCGAGGCGUUUGCCCAUGCCCAGCCCGAAAAGCUUGUCGCGGCCAUCGUGGUCACCAUCUACGCCAUUUAUUGGAGCUCUUGCAAGCUGGCAAUCGAAGACCCGGAUUCGUGGCCUCAGACCACCUUUCACGAUGCCAGCUACACCAUUGGCACUAGUGCUGGAACAAAAACCAUGUCCGUCAUUUCAUUUGCGGUCGAGUCGCAACCUAUCAGCUUUCACCACCCGCUGCAUUGGCUUCUCGCCGAGCUGAUCAGGCAAAUCUCCGUCGUUGGGCAUGACGCAUUGCAGACAUGGUCCGGCUCCGAACGUCUCGACGCGUUGCUGCGCACCAGAGUGGACGAAGACAACUUGCUGGUCGCCAUCGACUCUCCGCUGCGCGUCUGUGUCAAGCUUGCGCAGAUCCGCUGCAACAUGUGGGUACGCAACGGUUUCGUCAUCCGCUCUCAAGCGCAUCACUAUCGCGACAAUUCCAUGCGUGCCAUCAUGUACGACCAGGAUCUGCUGCUUGUCCAGGCUGGCUUUGCUAUGAUUGACACGGACCGCUACCUGCUUACCCUGCUCGAUCGCUUUCAUCUUCUCAACUGGUUCAACCAGACGGAUUCGCCGGCAGACAAGCCCUACGAUACAGUGCAAGGCGUCUUCCUGGCAGAAGAGCUCCUUUUCCUUAUCACGACGUGCUUGUCCGAGAUGUCGUCGGUAUGCGCCUGGCCUAUCGAAGCACAGAUUCGACGCGAGGUCAUCCAUUUCCUCGCGCUGGGCCAAGGAACAUUCACCGACGUAACCAAGAACAUCCCCGAAAAGUUCACCGACCAUGCGGCUUUUGAGCGAAUCUUGUCGCAGGUGUCGACCUUCCGCGCCCCCGAUGGUACGCACGAUUUCGGUAUCUUCGAGCUCAAGGACGAGUGCUACGCCGAAAUUCAACCUUUCUUCUUCCACUACACGCGUAAUCAGCGCGAGAAGGUGGAGGAGGUGCUUCGAGAACGUCAAAAGAAACGGCUGGCUCACAGCAGCGGACGCACGGUUUCUGCCAUCAAGGACGAAGAGCUUCCGCCUUGGGUCCCAAGUGCAUCACUGCACCAGCUUCGCGGCACACUAUUUGGCCGCUUGCCUGAUGUUCUCUCGAACGAUAUACUCGUCUCGCUGCUUUUCAAGGCAUUGGAUCAGACUCGCUCCUUAUUCGCAUAUGCCCCGGACAUGCUCGUCGACGCGGCGCUGCAGAUUGUUAUGAUCGGCUUGGUCGAUGCCGCCGACAGCUUUGCAGACAAAGCAGCGAGCCUGCUCAUCUCACAACUGGAAGCUGCGGACGAUGCAGGCGCAGAAGCCGAGCCAAAGCCAGCUGCCGAGGCAACCCUUGUUGAGAUGCUGUGCCGUGUCGAGCUUCUGGAAAAGUUCAAGCCAUUCAAGGGCAAGAUCACGUGGUGUCUCGAAAAGCUAGCGUCGCAUUCGGAAAAGGCGCGCAGCAUCGUGCGGCCCCACUUUUCCGCCACAGGGCGCGGUGCAAUCUCGGCCGAUGGAUCAGGCUCGGCAGCAAGUGGUGCCCCGAAGAAGAAAAGCGCCGAGGAAGCUCGACGAGCCGCCGCAAAGGCACGUCAGGCCGCUAUAAUGCAGAAAUUUUCGGCGCAGCAAAAGAGUUUACUUGAUCAGCUCGGUGCCGAUGAUGACGACGACGAUGACGAUGACGAAGGCGAGGUGGACGCGGCUACUUCGUCUGUCGGUGCGGAAGGCAAAGCGCCGAAGAGGACAUGGGGCAGCUGCAUCCUGUGCCAAGAGAAUCUGGGCUCGGACAAGGCGUUUGGCAGUCUCGCCCAUAUUCAGCCCAGCAGGAUGAUGCGCAUGACUCCCAAGCAAGAUGCACCCAGCUUGCAGCAGGCGCUAGAAGCGCCGCUCACCAUGGACCGCGGCAGCAGUACUGGCAAGCGAAUCCAAGGCACAGCGCCUAUGGGUCGAUCGGGUCUACCGCAGAACGCAAAGGCAAGGCAGGGACCCGCGUACGGCAGCUUUCCGCAGGAGGACCACCGCCUUGGAUUUUUUGCUUCGGCUUGUGGUCAUCUCAUGCAUCUGCACUGCUUUGAGACCUACUGUCGAAGCGUUGAGCAACGCCAUACGCAACAGAUCGCUCGUAACCACCCAGAGGACUUGCACCGUUCCGAAUUCAUCUGCCCGCUCUGCAAGAGUCUCGGCAAUGUGAUCUUGCCGGUGGCCGACGUCGCUUCUACAACUUCUGCAGAAGGCAUGUUUGCGCCGUUUGGCUCAGUUGUGCCGGACGAAUCAUCAUUGCAAGACUGGAUCCGCAAGAUCAACAUCGACAUCCUGAAGCACUCGUCCAAGACCAAUGUUGCCGACUACCAGGAGACGGAUCAUGGUAGCGGCGCGUUCCUGCCUUUCUUUGUUGAUCACUCGCAAAGCUCGUUGCAGAUGCGGCUCGAGAUGGCCAACAUCGACCGCUCCACCGGCCAGAUGAUUGAUCGACUUAUGAAUGUGCUCAAGCCUAUGUCCCACACCACCAAAGCGGCCAGGGAGAAACUGCAGCAACACACGAUUCUGGCACCGCAGGGUCGCAAAAUGUACAUUCCAGAGGAGCUCGUCGCGUACACGAUAGCGAUGCUCGAAGCGGCUCAACGUGGAAUGACGCCUUCGCCCUCCACGGACUGCACCGUUCCGGUGGAGCAGAGGACCGUCGCUGACGCGCUCAACGAUUCUACUCUUGAACUGUUGAGAUCGUUGAUUCACUGCCUGCGCGUGUCGACGUUGACGUUCCACGAGGGGUCAAAGGGCCCCGACAUUAUCCGGCGUGGACUUCUCAAGCGAUUGCUGCCACACUGGGGUGGCGACGACGCGGUCCGGUCGCCGCUCCUGCUCCGCGAUCCUAUGUCGAUCCUCAUCGAAGCUGCAGUGGUGGCACCAGAUGCAUUGACGCAGUGUACGGCUCUCAUGUACUACGUUUGUCUGGUGCAGACUGUGUUUGGUCUGGCGCAACCGUCGAUUUGGCCGCAGGUGUAUGGUCACAUGGGGACCCUCUUUGGACCAUCUUCUGCACCUCGACCCGGUGCUGGUCUCAAGCCGGGGCACAUCAGCAAGGAAGACGUCGAGGAGGCGAGGCUCAUAUUCCCGGACGUUCGCUGGACUGUCGCCAACAUUAUCGGCUUUGUCGGUUACGCCAGGGGCAACAUCACGCUGGGUUUUGACAACUUGGACGACGAUACAUUGGCUAAGAUGAUCUGCAGCUAUACAUUGCCCUUCCUGCGUCGCGCUGCGAUUCUGCGACGCGUGCUGGGCGUAUCGAGGGCAGGCCUUGGAGGUGCUGACGUCGAGGCGAUGCAGGUGGGAGAAGGGUCGCCUGCCGAGUAUCGCCGGCUUCUAUCGGAGCUGCACAUCCCGUUGCCUUCCGAAGCUUUGCCGGUGCGCGCAGAGAAGCAGACGACGAUGGCAAGCUUGGUGGAAGGGUGGAUCAAGCAUGCUUAUGUGCCGCUGGCCUCGCUGUUCCGGCCGUUGCCGAUCCAACCUGCGCCGCUGGGCAAUUCGCUGUUCGGUGGUAGUCAGGCAUCCAAUUCGGCUGCGCACGAUCGACCGUCGAGUGCAGCAGCUGCAAUCGCAGGUGUUGGCAGCGCCUCGGGGAGUGCAUCCUUGGCUAGUGGAACGCUGGGCCGUUCUUCGGCAGGACUGCAUUCGCUUGCCUCUUCGUAUCUGCAAGCGGCCGAAUCGCACCCGACGUUGCUGCUGGAGCAUCCUCACAUCUACGAACUGGCGAAACUUCCGGCGGAUCUGGCGACGCUGCUGCAAGAUACGCGUCGUCGGCCAUGCAAGAAGUGCGGCAACGUUCCACCGGAGCCAGCGCUGUGCUUGAUGUGCGGCGACGUAGUCUGUCUGCAGUCGUUUUGCUGUCAGAGCGAAGACGAUGGCGAGCGCGGCGAGUGCAACCAACACAUGGACAGCUGUGGCGGAAGUGUGGGUGCGUACUUUAAGAUCAAGAGCAACCUGGUCUUGUUGCUGUACCAGGGGAAUGGGACGUUCCACUUCUUGUCGCCGUAUCUGGACAGUCAUGGAGAGAUUGAUGUGGGGCUGAGGAAGGGUAGGCCGCAGAAGCUGCAUCAGCAGAGGUACGACGAGUUGCGCAAGCAGAUAUGGGGCCAUGGCGUGGCGAAUAUUGUUGCGAGAAAGAUUGAGGCUGCCAUGGACCAGGGUGGCUGGCAGACGUUCUAG
This is a messenger RNA of Mycosarcoma maydis (corn smut), 6672 nucleotides long. RefSeq lists its product as uncharacterized. NCBI's taxonomy places the organism in Eukaryota, Fungi, Basidiomycota, Ustilaginomycetes, Ustilaginales. Gene Ontology annotation, cellular component: ubiquitin ligase complex; cytoplasm. Bases 1 to 6672 code for a protein of 2223 amino acids. The transcript has a single exon. The record is from RefSeq and is a predicted model, not a curated record. Gene Ontology annotation, molecular function: zinc ion binding; ubiquitin protein ligase activity. Gene Ontology annotation, biological process: protein ubiquitination; ubiquitin-dependent protein catabolic process via the N-end rule pathway.